Messenger RNA from Impatiens glandulifera, 1512 nucleotides. RefSeq names its product SH3 domain-containing protein 2-like. Gene Ontology annotation, molecular function: protein binding. The record is from RefSeq and is a predicted model, not a curated record. NCBI's taxonomy places the organism in Eukaryota, Viridiplantae, Streptophyta, Magnoliopsida, Ericales, Balsaminaceae. The coding region runs from base 209 to 1396 and encodes 395 amino acids. The transcript is spliced from 10 exons.
AAACAGAGUUAAAGAGAGAGAAUUAAAAGCAGGAAGGAGAUAGAGAGAGAGAAUACAGUUUCCACUCCAUUUUGAAUGUAGUCAAUUGCUAAAACGCUACUCUAGACGCCGGAAGAACAUUCUUCUCACAGUAGAUUUCCGUCUCUUCAUCUUCCUUGCCGGUCAGGGGCUUCUUCACCGAUCUUCCAAUAAUUCCGUAAACGAGUGUAUGAUCGAUCAGCUAUUCUCUCUUCACCAGAUUAAUCAUCUAUCUAUCUCUAUCUAUAUGUUUGUGUUUGCUGUUGUUUCUUCGAGACGGAAUAGGACAGGAACUGUCACCAUGGAGGCCUUUAAAAGGCAAGCGAGCAAGCUCAGAGAACAAGUUGCUAAACAGCAGCAGGCGCUUAUGAGACAAUUAGGACGUCUAGGGGAGGAGCCUGAUCUAGUAGAUGAAUUUGAAGAUGAAUAUCAUCAACGUCUUCUAAAGUUACACAAUUCAACUACAACCGCCAAGCAUUUUCAGAAAGAUAUUGUUCGUGGUCUAGAGGGCUAUAUAUCAAUUGGAAAAAAACAAAUGGAGAUUGCAAAAAGGUUGGCUGAAGAUUGCUGCAGACAUGGCAUUGAGAAUCAGAAUUCUGUAUCUGCUCUUGCAAGGGCUGCUCAACAAUUUGGCAUAUCACACAAAGAAAUGGAAAGCGAGCGACAAACAAUGCUUGGCGUACUUGGUGAUCAGGUUUGUGAACCACUGCGCAAAUUAAUAGCAGGGGCGCCUUUGGAGGAUGCUCGCCAUUUGGCUUAUCGCUAUGAAAAACUUUGUCAGGAGAUGGAAGCUCAGGCUUCAGAAGUACUAAGGCGACGAUCAAAGUAUGGAGAUCCUUCUGCUCCAGCAGAGUAUGCAAUUAAGCUUCAAAACUCUGAAAACAAAUUGAAUGAACUGAAAUCAUCGGUAAAGGCUCUUGGUAAGGAAGCAAUUACUGCUAUGUUGUCCGUGGAGGAUCAUCAGCAGACAGUUACUUCCCAGAAGCUCAAAACAAUGGUUGAUGCUGAGAAAUCUUAUCAUCUGAACAUUAUUGCUGCUUUAGAUAAUCUUCAUGCUAAGAUGAUGCUGGAGAAUCAACAGAAUGUGACGGAAAAGCAAGGUCUUCAUGUUUCUGUUAGUUUGAAUGGUGGUGGUGGUACCCAUAAGGACAACCUAGAUCAUGACAACUACUUUGUUGCAAAAGUUUUACAUGGAUUUGAUACUCAAACUGCGGGCGAGUUGAGCCUUUCAAAAGAGGACUAUGUUGUAGUUCGCCAGGUAGCUCCAACUGGAUGGUCUGAAGGGGAGUGUAAUGGAAGAGUGGGAUGGUUUCCAUCUGCAUAUGUAGAGAGAAUAGAUAAUGCUCAAGAAGGAACAGUAAUGAAGGAAAACACUUAAAAUGCCAUCUUCUUUUGAAGAUUGUGUAUAUUUUCCAUGUUUUUAGGAAAUUGAUUCUUAUAACCCUUAAUAUAUAUAUCUAUAUGUGUAAUUAAAACCCACAAAUGUUUUGCCAC